Molecule: messenger RNA, 1802 nt
Organism: Anopheles nili
Lineage: Eukaryota; Metazoa; Arthropoda; Insecta; Diptera; Culicidae
Gene: Swip-1
Product: EF-hand domain-containing protein D2 homolog
Exons: 3
Coding region: 408-992 (194 amino acids)
Molecular function (GO): calcium ion binding
Source: RefSeq, a predicted model, not a curated record
GUGAACGGACGUGCGUAGCAGCUGCGCUUCGUUAGCUUUUUGAAAUACUCUGUAACGUAAUCCUGUAAUACUGUGUCGUCAAUUAAGUGCAAAACUCAGGUAUUUCUUCGUCGCGUGUUUGUAAACCUUCCCGUUCUGUUAAUUUCACUCGACUGUGAAGGAACUAAAACACCUGCUACCAAACGUUCCAGCGCAUCGUGUCUGUGUGUGAGCGUAUUUUUUUUUCAAACAUAACCGUCCGUUGAGACAUCAGCUCCGAGAGGCUUUAACGGCGUCGAAGUCCUUGAGGACUUUGCUAUUGAUCUGCACGGAGCGCGAACUCGAGCACGGUGUCGUUUCUUCUCCGCGGCGUAGUACGUGCGGGUGUGUGUUUUUUGUGUUAUCCUAGCACGCCGUAAACGUUCGACAUGUCUGCCGAUGCAGAGCUAUCGUCCAUUCUGAACCGCCGCCAGCAGAUCAACGAUGCACUCGACAACGGACAGGCGGUGAAGCCCACGUUUAAAGUGGUCAACAUUUACACCGAGUUUCACGAGUUCUCGCGGAAGGAAAUCAAGGACUACCAAGCCACCUUCAGCAAGUACGAUGUUGGCAACGACGGAUAUCUCGAUUUGGCUGAGCUGAAGAUCAUGAUGGAGAAGCUGGGUGCUCCACAGACGCACCUCGGCCUUAAGGGCAUGAUCGCAGAAGUGGACGAGGACAAAGAUGGAAAAAUUUCCUUCCGCGAGUUUCUGUUGAUCUACCGGAAAGCACGUGCGGGGGAGCUCAUUUCCGAUUCCGGACUCGGACAACUGGCGCGUCUGACGGAGAUCAACGUGGAUGAAGUCGGUGUCGAAGGUGCGAAGACGUUUUUCGAGGCAAAGAUCGAGCAGCAGUUGCGGACGAACAAAUUCCAUGAUGAAAUUCGACAGGAACAGGAAGAACGACGUCGCAUGGAGGAGGAACGCAUUCUGCGACGGCAGCAGUUCCAGCAACGGGCAGCUGUGUUCCAGUAAUCUGCACCGAUUCGCUCGAAAAGCUGAUCCAUUUAAUCCAUUUGAUGUUUUAAAGAGUUGUAUAAAGGAAUAUAGUUUAUCGAAGACAAGGAUUAGCUUACGAGCAUCCUGCAGUAUCAUUUUAGGGGUGAAUGUUAUAGGAAGCUUCUGAUAGCAUCUGACAAAGGUAUUGCUUUAACUAUAGCUACCCGCACCAACACAGUAGAGUGUGUGUUUUCACCGCUGGUAGUCUGUUUUAGAUUUAGAUUACCGCCAACAUCACAGUGUCAUAUUUCUGGAGUUUAAGAGUCACAUUUUUAAUCACAAGCACUUCUUCUGCUUACCUAAAUAUGCAGAUAUAUGCUUUCCAUAAAUGUCCCAUAGAGAUCCUGAAUGAAAUUAGAACAUUAGAGAGAACGUUAGUGAAUGUGAACAAGCUAUUGCAGCUCAACCGAGGCAGGAUGUUAAAAGAAGGACCAUAAACCAAACUGAUUACGAGAGGAUUUGAAAUUGUUCGCGAUGUUCUCGCUUGACUCACCUCGAGUGGCAACCUAGAAUAGUAGAGAUAGCGAGUAGCUCGAAUGAAACUACUAGAAGACAGAUUCUACAUAUAGCUAUUGCAAGCUGCAACUAGGAAGGACUCAUACAGAUGUUGCGCGGUCGUGAACCAAUCUCAGAUGAAUGAUAUAUUUUUGAUAAUAAGGAGAAUUUGUGGAAAUUGUGUGGCAGAAUGUUGGUUCUAGGUUUGCGAAAUAGUACGCACGAGAACGUAUUACAGGCGUGUUUUAAAUGUUUAACCUGUUAAUAAAUAAUUCUUGAGCAAGAGCAAAG